AUGACGUCCCUGUGGCAGGAGGCAUGCCACGACCACCAGUGUGCCCUCCUGGUCCAGGACACCCUGGUCCCGGCACAGGUCCCUGCCCUGGCGGCCCUGCAGUCUGCCCACCUCCAGCUGGCCACGGGCAUCACCCCCACGGGCACCCCCCAUCGGGGCAUCACCCCCACGGGCACCCCCAUCCAGGACCACCUGACUGCCAUCAGAAGCACCAUCAUUAGAAGCACUCCAAGCACCGUGGAGACAAGGGUGGUGCCUGCUUCACUGCUCGGCGGUGUCACCUCUGCCCACCCCACCCCUCCUCACCUGGGCAGGGACCGGGUAUUUAACAGGUGCCCGGCACCGCGGGAGAGCCGCGCCAAGGACGGCGAUCGAGACCGCUGCCAGCGUCGCCAGGAGCUUUUGGGCAGGUUUGCUCGGAGACCACUGAGGAUGUGUGACCCCAACCAAGGCAUGCCACGACCACACCUUGCAGUGUGCCCUCCUGCCCCUCCUGGAUACCCAGGUCCCGGCACAGGUCCCUACCCUGGUGGCAUCGCCGUUUGCCCUCCUGCCUCUCCGGGAUACCCUGGUCCUGGCACAGGUCCCUGCCCUGGUGGCCCUGCAGUCUGUCCCCCGUGCCAGCCUCCAGCUGGCCACGGGCAUCACCCCCAUGGGCAUCACCCCCAUGGGCAUCACCCCCACGGGUGCCCCCCAUCGGGGCACCAUCCCCAUGGGCACCCCCAUCCAGGACCACCGGGAAUGCCGGUGUGCCCCCCUGACUGCCAUCAGAAGCACCACAAGAAGCACCAUAAGAAGCACCACAAGAAGCACUCCAAGCACCACGGAGGCAAGCACUGCAGUGGCUCAAGCAGCAGCUCAAGCAGCAGCUCUGACUCUGACUGAACAUUUGGCAUCUCCCACCUGCACAGAACUGAUCAGCAAAACACGAAGCCAAACGCCCUGAUGGAGUGCCCUGCCCUGCAUGUUUCUCCAUUCCCCUUCCCUUUCCCUCAGAGCAGUGUUUUGCCUGCUGAGUGAUUUACUUUGUAAAUGCUUUGCCCUGGAAUCUCUCAAGUCAACGGACAGCAUCUCCAUGGUCUGUCUUUUGGGAGGGCCUGCUGAAAAUCAUCCUCUGUUGGUUUACAAUCUGCUGGUGUCCGUGUGUUUUUUCCUGGUUAGCAAUGGUGCCGGCUGCGAACGUGGGUCCCACUGCCUGUUAAUGCUGCUCAUUAAAAAUAAUUAAAAAAAUAUAAAAUGAGACAAACUACAGGAUGUAGAGGCUUUUUCA
Molecule: messenger RNA, 1270 nt
Organism: Myiozetetes cayanensis
Lineage: Eukaryota; Metazoa; Chordata; Aves; Passeriformes; Tyrannidae
Product: protein pygopus-like
Exons: 6
Coding region: 1-885 (294 amino acids)
Source: RefSeq, a predicted model, not a curated record